AUGGAUCCAAAACCAAUCUGCCAGAUCAUUACGCCCGUUGGCAUGUUAGGAUAUGGCUUUGACGAGAAGCUCAUCCACCACGAGCUUAGUCUCCUUACUGCGAAUGGCAUACCUACAGCCAUGAUCAUGGAUUCUGGUUCUACUGAUAGUGGGCCACAAAAGCUGGCUCUUGGGUCCAUGUCAUGUCCUCGAUCAGCAUAUGCUCAAGAUCUCACCAAGCUGCUGCGACUAGUGCACGAUUUCCACGUGCCGCUAAUCUUUAGUUCUUCCGGUGGUGAUGGAACUGACGAGCAUGUUCAUAUCAUGCAAGAUAUUAUCCAAGAAAUCACAGAAGAGGAGGGAAAUAGUGACUACUACUUCAACACCAUUUCUUUAUUUUCCAAUAUUGACAAGACAACAAUUCUUGAGCGUUUCAAACAGGGUCGUCUUACGGGAUGUGGACCUUGCGUUCCUCCCGCAAACGAAACUGAAAUCGAAGAUUCACUCCAUAUAGUUGCUCAAAUGGGCUACGAACCUUUCCUCGACGCCAUGAACGCCAAUCCAGACUUCGAUGUCAUUAUUGGUGGCCGAGCCUAUGACCCGUCCCCAUAUGCCGCAUACUGUGCACACCAACUUAUGCGCCAGACAAAGGAUUUGAGCAACGAACAACUUCAUUCUAGCUUGGGGGGGUUCCUGCACAUGGGAAAGAUAUUGGAGUGCGGAGGCCAGUGCUCUACUCCAAAGUCUCACGGAGCUGUGGCCACUGUCUACGCGACAGGGCUUUUCGAUGUCAGGCCUACGGCUCCGGACUCCAAGUGCAACCCUCUUUCUGUCGCUGCUCAUACACUCUAUGAGAACACGAGACCUGAUAUCUUGAGGGGACCUGGAGGUUCUAUCCAUCUCCAAGAUUCCAAGUAUGAGCAGUUGUCUGAUGGAAGAUCUGUUCGUGUCAGUGGCAGUAAGUAUCGAUCUUCAGAAGAAGAUGGACUGCCCUAUCAGUUUAAACUUGAAGCUGCACGAAUCGUUGGAUACAGAUCAAUAUUUAUGGGCAGCAUUAAAGACCAUAUUCUAAUACCUCAAAUCGACAAGCUACUCGCCCGUGUCAAGCUUUAUGUAGCCCAACAGCACACCGAAUCUACAAGCCAGUGGAAGCUUGAUUUUCAUGUUUACGGAAAGGGCCAGUUUAGUCCCACAGGAGCCGGACAGCUCUUCAUCGUUGGUGAGGCACUCGCCUCGACUCAAAAGUUGGCGAAUAGCAUUGCAUCCAAGGCUAGGGUUGGCAUGAUUCACGCACCGUACCCUGGACAGAAGGCUACAGCAGGCAACUUCGGGUUUGGCCUUGGUGGUCUUAUGGAAGUCGAGAUGGGUCCUUGCGCCGAGUUCUCUCUGUACCAUCUAAUGGACUUGGAGCCCGACGAACAACGUCUAUUUACAGCUGACAUUGGCAAGCCCCAGACACUUGAAGGGCCGUUGUUACGAGGUACCGUUUCCAGGAUCGGCAAAGGAUCUUGGAACCUGAGGAAAAACAAACCACUUGAGAAAGUACCCAAUAUCGAACCGCAUUCGCAGGGCGCUGACCACAACGCACCCACUCCGGACCAACCUGCUCGGGAUCCUGAGACACUAUCGGAUCUUUGUCGUAUCCUCCGUUCCAAAAAUGCAGGCCCAUACGAAAUCACUAUAGAUGCCAUGUUCUCGUCAAAGACUAACUACGAUGCUAUCAAAGCCUCCGGUAUUCUCUCAUCCAUCAAUGUAGCCAAGGCAAUUGGUAUCAAUGAGCACGACAUCGUCUGGAUUGGUUUCUUUGAUCCUGCCAUGUCUUUCAAGGUAACCAUUCCCAGGAUCAGAAUGGGUGUAAAGAAGUCGGCGGGUGGUUUCAUGGAAAAUGAUAUACACGGCUCGCAAGAGCAUAACGGGCUUGCGAACAUGAAGUUACCUAGAAACCUCUUCACUCAUUAG
Messenger RNA from Fusarium poae, 1938 nucleotides. RefSeq lists its product as uncharacterized. The transcript is spliced from 4 exons. The record is from RefSeq and is a predicted model, not a curated record. Lineage: Eukaryota; Fungi; Ascomycota; Sordariomycetes; Hypocreales; Nectriaceae. Bases 1 to 1938 code for a protein of 645 amino acids.